AGUUACCUUUUCUGUCAUUGAACCAUUGUAAAGCUUUUAACCAAAACCAGACAUCUCAGGCCCUUUUUCCGCUCUUAUUUCUUGUCCAGGAAUUUCAACUGAUAUCCCUGAGGCUGGACUCAUUUCCUGAUUCACAUGGGUUCCCGCAGCCGCAGACCCAGCACGGGCACCCCUUUGCAUGGAGUUAUGCAUGUGUCAUUGCCGUAUGAAGUCUGUUUCGCUGAAAAAAGCACAUCCUGCACCUGGCAGGGCCUUCCCCAUUGCUGUGGGGUAAAGGAAGCAGAAGGAUCCACCCCCAGAAGAAUGCCACCCCUGAUGAAAUUUCAGCUUCGUAGCGGGUUGAACAUCCUCUUGUUGGAGACUGCCUCCCUCACCCAGCAGCCCGUGGUUUCCUGCGGUAAGGAUUGCCUCCUGCAAGCGUGGUACGUUUCCCCCGUGCGGCGUGUGCUCUGAAAGCUGGGACAACACCGUCCCGGAGGCUGAAUCUGCAUUUCCAGUGGGCAGCUUGUUCAGAUUCUUCACUUGCAAGGACAUGUGUACUGGCUAGAAGCAAGGUAUCGCCUGCAGGGCUGAGAAUGAUGGUUUCAGAUGGAUCAAAUUCCAAACUGGAAGACACACCCUCCCAACAACUGCGCAGAGAAGAAUCUUUCCAGAAUUUCAGCAUCUCCCAACAGCUAUUGACUUGUUUAUGUUGCCUUACACAGGAACACACGGAGCUCAUAGUCCAAAUCAGAUAGUGAUUUUAUAAACCGCUGUGUUCCAUAUGCCUCCGUUCUCAUCUGGCUUUGGUUUUCCAAAGCACUUCUAGACCAGAAAGACAUUCAGAUGUCCUCAACGAUGAGAUCAGGUUUUAGCCUUGUUAAUUCCCAUGAAACCUAGCGUAGGUUGUAAAUGAGCUAGCCAAGCACUGAGGGAAGAUUCCGCCCUUCAAAGUUAGAGACACCAUUGUUUCAUCCAGCGCCACUGAAAUGCCACCGCCUCUGCCAUCGAGCUGACGCGUAACUGCCAGCCAUCGCACGCAGCGCUCACGGUGCGCUAGCGCUCUACACAGAAGAGUUCGGGCCUUGGAUAUCUGAAUGAGAAGAAAAAUGUGAUCCAUACAAUCAGACACUCGGGAGAAAAAUAUGAGUGUGACACAAUUCAUCUCUUCUGAAUAAAUGAAGAAAGUGACUAUGAAAGCACAGCAUCUGCCUUCUGUUUCCAUCAAUGAGGAGAAGUUCAUAACCAGGGAGCAGCUCACUUCUCUUCUGAAGACUUACAACUCCUACUAUUCUGAUCAAGAAAAUCUCCAACUGACACACAAUCAGCGAGAAGGAAGCAAACCAUUUAUUGAAGGAAUCUUGUCAAUAUUUUGGGGAGUCCGGCAUCCUAUCCGAUUAAAAAUUCAGGAUGAGAAGCAGAUACCCUCUUUUGUAACCCUGAAGUCAACAGAGAACGUGGGUUUGUUCCCUGGCAAAAGGGGAAUGACGCGCUGGGGAGAAUUUGAUGACCUACAUCAUAUUAGUGGGGAGACACUGAAAUCUACUGAAGAAAAGCCAGACCUCGAGAAAGGUCAUUCAUGUUACGAGAGCUGCACUCUGAAGCCUGUCAGCGAGCAGGACCACAACUGCGCUACCCUGCCACGGGCCGGCAGCCGCGCCGCGGACGUGCCCAAGGGGACCAGGCUGCGCAUGAUAGCCAGGACAGAAGUGGAAACUCACAGGUUUUCGAUUAAUGGCCACUUCUACAACUACGAGACAUCAGUUUUUACUCCAGCUUUUGGAUCCGAAACCAAAAUAAGAAUAAACAGCCAGAUGAGAACGAGACAAGUGAUAGAACAAUUGCUUCGGAAGUUUAAGAUAGAGAACAGCCCACACGAAUUUGCACUCUACAUUAUCCACGCCUCCGGAGAAAAGAAGCAGCUGAGGAGUGGAGACGUUCCCUUACUGCACAGGCUCUUGCAGGGGCCCUCGGAGAAGGUUGCCAAGUUUUUUCUGAUGGACAGGGAUGUGGAAGAGAUUAGCAGUGAUGUUGCUCAGUAUAUUCAAUUUCAUCUUCCCUUUUUGGAGUCAAUUCUGCACAGAAUAAAUGAAGAAGAAGAACAGGAGAUUCAACAGACAAUUGCAAGGUACCUGAAAGAGAAGAGUUUGAUAUGCCAGCACCUUCGGAGCCGAACCGUUAAGAAAACAGAGACGACAGUUUGAUGAGAAGGGGCUGCUGCGAAUACCCCGCUGCCCGCCUUGGCCCAAGGGAGGUCGGGACGUUUGCUUGAAGGUGCCAGGACUGGAGAGCGCAUAAAGCCCGGGGGGGUUCAAAGAGCUGAAGUUUCUCAUGAUAAUUACACAGCCCAAGCUGAACCCACUCCUCUCCAGCCCUUGGAAUCCAAGCUGGGCACCACCUACGGAAAGGCACCGGAUCCCUCAAAAGACAGAUGCUGAAUCUUGCUUGAAACUUAGGAUAGGGAAAAAAAACCACCUGUGAAGAGCACAAGGCUUUAAAACCUACAAAUUUACAAACUAUGACCAAAAGUCUAGCAUAUAAGAAAAAUAUUGCAAUAACCAAUGUGUUAAUCAUUCAGAAAAUACUAAAAUUAAGUAUAUGGUUUUCCUUCUAUUAGAGAAAUGUUGAAUUCUAUUAGGAGGAAGCUCUUCAGUAGAGGUAAGUGGCAAGAAGUAUUUCUGUAUCUAAGAUUGUAGUUAGGCCUAUCACUUACCUUAAAUACCUGUGCGAGACACCUGAAAUCUCACUGGCUCCGCAUUGCUCGGCGCCCAGCUUCCUUCGGCUUUGAGCUAGCGUUAGAAAAAUGUGAAUGGAAACCCUCCCGCGUCACAGCUACUCAGCGCUGCAACGUGCGAGGGGAUCUUGCUCCGAAAUACCUCCGGAGCUACGGAGUCAGAGCUCUCACUAAAUCCUGCUGCGUCUGCUCGAGUGGGUCCUGGGAGACACCUGGGCACUGGUGAUUGUUGGAGGAAUGAUUUGGUGUUGUUUCCUGCAGUUUCUGUGUGCAGAGGGAAAUGAGGAGUGUCCAGCGAGGGCUGGAGCAUCGCAGCCCCGGCGGGGCCGGGCUGGCCCUUCCCGCGGGGGCUGUUUUGGGACAGUGGCCCCAGCACAGCGUGCAGUAGCCACCUGUUGGGUCCUGUCUGCUUCAGGCCUGCUGAAUAUUGAAGCUCAAAUUGUAGAGAUGUAAAUAAAAUCCAAAUCGUGCACUAUUA
This is a messenger RNA of Chroicocephalus ridibundus (black-headed gull), 3191 nucleotides long. RefSeq names its product Ras association domain family member 6 (gene RASSF6). Lineage: Eukaryota; Metazoa; Chordata; Aves; Charadriiformes; Laridae. Gene Ontology annotation, biological process: signal transduction. The coding region runs from base 1158 to 2183 and encodes 341 amino acids. The record is from RefSeq and is a predicted model, not a curated record. The transcript has 13 exons.